GCACUCUCCCCAGAAGACAAGCGCCGUGCUGCUGUUCACACACCAGCUCCGAUCUCAUUCACUCCGAGUUCUGCUUAUAUACCGAUGUCAUUAAGUGCAUAUUCUUUUUUCUAAAUUCUUAAACAGCUCGUUUAAAGAUGUUGGCGUGCACCGAGAUGAUCACGAUGUGUCUCCAGUCGGCGAAGCGCGAGCAUCUCCGCUCCAAACAGCAGCAGCAUCAGAUGCAGGAUGCGGUUCACGGACUGUCCAUCUUUCACGAUAUUUUCCGCCGAGCUGACAAAAACGAUGACGGGAAACUGUCCUUCGAGGAGUUCAAAGCCUACUUUGCAGAUGGGAUACUGACAACCGACGAGCUGCGUGAGCUUUUCUACUCCAUCGAUGGACGGCAAACCAAUAACCUCGAUACAGACAAACUAUCAGAUUACUUUUCCAAGCAUCUUGGAGAAUAUCUGGAUGUGCUUUCAGCAUUAGAGAAACUCAAUGUCGCCGUCCUAAAGGCCAUGGACAAGACGAAGGAGCAGUACCAGGGUUCGUCUGUUCUGGGGCAGUUUGUGACCCGUUUCAUGUUGAAGGAGACUUCCAGUCAGCUGCUGUCGCUCCAGAUGUCUCUGCAGUGUGCAAUGGAGGCUGUGGAGGCUCAGAGCAGCACCUCUCCGGUUGAAGUUAAAGUCCCGGAGCAUCUGGUCAUACAGAAGAACAACAGAAGAUGUGGCCGUCGAGUGCAGAAGAACAUGUGCCUGUCCCCGACUGAUCCGUACUCGGGCAUUCUCACUACUGGUGUUACAGUAGAUACAGACGAACACUGGUGCUCUCAGAUCAACAGACUGCAGCAGCUCAUCGACAAACUGGAGUGUCAGAGUCCAAAGUUGGAGCCGCUAAAAGAAGAUACACUGGCCAGCACAUACAAAUCAAACAUUCUUCUGGUGCAGAGACAGAUGAGCGUGACAGAGAACGGUCUCGAGGACUUCCAGAAGGCUCUGAAGACCUACGCAGACAUCACCACCAAUCAGAACGACAACCUCCAUGUUUCCAUCCAGAAGCUUCCUGAGAAGAGCUGCUACAUCAUCUAUGAGUUCUGGCAGGACCGUAUUUCCUGGAUGAGUUAUUUGCAGUGUGACGCAAGUAAGAUGUUGCAGCGCUGCAUCAUAGACAUGCUGGAGGAUCCAGAGAUCGUCUCCACGAUGCUCAUGCCAGCGUCCUGGUGGAUCAUGACAAACAACUAACAGCAGCAAGAGAAAACACUGCUGAAAAAUGACUCUGUUGUGUCUCUGAAUUAAUAAUAGACCUUAAAAAUCAGACGAAUCAUCUGUUUUCGUGUUGCAUUUUAUUGAUAACGUCUGUCUGAUAGUUCACUGAAAACAAAACAUGUUACACAGGGUUGUGCAUCAUUCAGAACUGAAUUCAGAAUUUAUCCAAAUUUGCAAACAGGAAGCAAAAAUGUUUGAAUUCAGAGAAAACGUAAAGAAAUUUAUAUAAAUUCUGUAAAAGUAUUUAAAAUAAUUUCAUUAUUUUAUCAUGUUUAAUUAUUGAGCUAUUUAAAUUUAGAAUUUAGAGAAAAAAAU
Molecule: messenger RNA, 1562 nt
Organism: Carassius carassius (crucian carp)
Lineage: Eukaryota; Metazoa; Chordata; Actinopteri; Cypriniformes; Cyprinidae
Product: N-terminal EF-hand calcium-binding protein 1-like
Exons: 13
Coding region: 138-1223 (361 amino acids)
Biological process (GO): regulation of amyloid precursor protein biosynthetic process
Cellular component (GO): cytoplasm; endoplasmic reticulum; Golgi cis cisterna
Molecular function (GO): calcium ion binding
Source: RefSeq, a predicted model, not a curated record